UUGGUUGUUGCCGUAUUAAAUUUUGCUGUGUACACACUGAAUCAUAUAAAGGGUCCAUACCUGUUAUUGCAGCUGGACACUUCAUUUGGUUUUGGAUCACAGGCUUUCUUAUGUUCAGAAUCGCAUUGAAGUCGACAGAUUUGUUUACUAUGUACUUAGUUAAUCAUUUUUUUCGUUUUCUGAAUCUGAUGGAGUCUUCAAGAUAAGAUCUCACAGUUGGGUCUGUUCUCUUCAUUUACAGCUGUACAGAGAAAUGGGAAAUGCCGCAAUCUUGGCAUUCUAUAUCACGGUUUGCUGCAUUGCGUUUGUCGUCUCAAAGAUUGUAAUCUCAGUACUCCUUUAUCGGAGAUGGAAAAGAAAGCAUAGUAUUUUCCGUGAUAGUGCCUCAGGAGGAAAGAUGGUAAUGUUCAGGUCUCCAACAAUUCAGAAUCUGACCUCAGAGAUUUUCUUGAAGAAGACAUUGAAGUUAACCAACAAAGACAUCAUCGGAUCAGGAGGUUAUGGAACAGUGUACAGACUAACCAUUGAUGAUUCCACUGCCUUCGCUGUAAAAAGGCUAAACAGAGGUAACGCAGACCGUGAUCGAGGAUUUGAGAGAGAGCUGAAGGCAAUGGGAGACAUAAAGCAUAGAAAUAUUCUCACUCUUCACGGAUAUUACACUGCCCCUCAGUUUAAUCUUCUUAUAUAUGGUCUCAUGCCCAAUGGAAGUUUAGAUACUCUGCUUCAUGGUAGAUCAAAUGAAAAGAUGCAUUUAGAUUGGACUUCAAGACACAAAAUUGCUGUAGGCGCUGCACGAGGCAUUUCAUAUCUUCAUCAUGAUUGUAUCCCUCACAUUAUACACAGAGAUAUCAAAUCAAGCAAUAUAUUGUUGGACCAAAAUAUGGAAGCUCGAGUGUCUGAUUUUGGAUUGGCCACAUUAAUGGAACCAGACAAGACUCAUGUUUCGACAUUUGUUGCUGGAACUUUUGGUUAUUUGGCUCCUGGAUUUUUUGCAGAAUAUUUUGAUACAGGGAGAGCAACUGCAAAAGGAGAUGUUUACAGCUUCGGAGUUGUUCUGCUCGAGCUUUUAACAGGGAAGAGACCUAUGGAUGAAGCAUUUAUUGAGGAAGGCACUAAGCUGGUCACAUGGGUGAAAGCUGUAGUUGAUGACAAGAAGGAAGAGCAUGUAAUUGAUCAUACCUUAGGGUGUUGUCCAUUGGAGGAAGUUAACAGUGUAUUCAGUAUAGCAUUGAUGUGCCUUGAAUCAGAUCCCUCCAAGAGACCAACCAUGAUUGAGGUUCUUAAGAUGCUUGAGCAAAUAAAAUCCAAUAAAAUUGUAUUGGAUUCUUGAUCUCUAUAUUAUGUGUUCUCUUUCCUGAGUGGAAGCUUGUUGCUGUUGAUUAAAGAACGCUUCCUACACUGAUCAAUGUAGUGGCAAAUGUAAUCCAGUCAACUUCUGGCUCAAAUCCUAAGAAUAGUUUCCUAACCUUCUUUCUUUUCUCCUAGAAAGAAAUUCAAGAAUGCUCCUACUUGAUGAUCUGGUUCAUUUAGGUUUCACAACAGCGGUUUGACACCUCCUAGCUUGAAUCAAUUAUCUGGGCCUUGGUUGGGAAUCUCAGACUGACAAUAUUUCAAUGUUGAAACUUCCUUCAGUUGGUCA
Macadamia integrifolia is the source of this 1639-nucleotide messenger RNA. Its product is annotated as receptor-like serine/threonine-protein kinase At1g78530. Bases 254 to 1330 code for a protein of 358 amino acids. The transcript is spliced from 6 exons. NCBI's taxonomy places the organism in Eukaryota, Viridiplantae, Streptophyta, Magnoliopsida, Proteales, Proteaceae. The record is from RefSeq and is a predicted model, not a curated record. Gene Ontology annotation, biological process: protein phosphorylation. Gene Ontology annotation, molecular function: ATP binding; protein kinase activity.